AUGUCUUGCUCAACGUCGUCCAGUGUCCGUCUCAUAGAAGGAUCCUUGAUCUUCGUCUUCUUGUCUAGGAAACUGUACUUGAACUUGCUGGAGGUCCCCGGAGUCGACGUCUUCCUGGACUCGUCACUUCUUCCUGGACCCCUCAUUGCGUGUUCCUUAUCAGCGGCAAUGCUUUCUCUCGCGUCUGCUAUACUGUUACCACUAUUUUCUUCCGUACCGAGUCCCAGUCCGACGUGCCCUAUCCCUGUUACUGUUGCUCUGACAGGAUACCUAGGCCUACGUCGUCCUGACUGCCGUGUUGUCUCAUUCCUCGUCUUUCCUGAGACGACCGAUUUGACUCAUUGUAUGCUCGUCGUUGAUGUUCAUUUUCUCUCCAACGACGUCAAGAUGUCUAACCACGUCUCUGUCUCGACAGCCGAUCUGCUUUGUCGUAUACUCAUCGGUGAUGUUGAAGAGCGUAUACUCUAUCGGAGAUCCCUAGCUACCUGCCUCUGA
Fomitiporia mediterranea MF3/22 is the source of this 495-nucleotide messenger RNA. RefSeq lists its product as uncharacterized. Lineage: Eukaryota; Fungi; Basidiomycota; Agaricomycetes; Hymenochaetales; Hymenochaetaceae. The record is from RefSeq and is a predicted model, not a curated record. The transcript has 2 exons. The coding region runs from base 1 to 495 and encodes 164 amino acids.